Messenger RNA from Cordyceps fumosorosea ARSEF 2679, 2097 nucleotides. Its product is annotated as Zinc finger, C2H2. The coding region runs from base 1 to 2097 and encodes 698 amino acids. The record is from RefSeq and is a predicted model, not a curated record. NCBI's taxonomy places the organism in Eukaryota, Fungi, Ascomycota, Sordariomycetes, Hypocreales, Cordycipitaceae. The transcript has 4 exons.
AUGGAAGCCUGGACUCACCACAGCGACACUGGCCCUGCGCCCCGAGCCACGGAAUCUCCAAAACCAGAAGCUGCCUUUCGCAAGCGUUUCCCGGAGACCUUUCGCUUCGCUCCGAGCUCGCUGCGCCGCCACUCGCGCGCGCAGUCCAUGUGCAGCACUGCAUCCGUAUCCUCGGCGCCCUUCUUCGACUCGGACACGACAUAUUCUGCGUCGACUGUCGCAAGCCCAAUCAGCACCGUACACGAGAGCGAAAUCGAGGAUCACCUGCUCUGCCCUCCGUCUUUCGACCGUCCGAGCUCCCGGGUGGCCGAAAGAGAAAGACGGCGCCACCAUUUUGCGUCUUUUGAUUCCGGAUCGACGUGGGUUGGUGACAGGGAGGACGAGUUCGACCAAGACAAGCUCGGCAAGACAAUGCAAUCCGCCUUGACGACGUCGAUGUCACCGAAAGCCAUUUUACACGAAAGCGACAAAAACGAUCUCGAGAGCCCGGUGACUGCCCAGCAUAUAAGUGACGACGAUGCCUCCAUGUCCGGAAAUGCCGAGGGCUGUGAACAAGACGAUACUGCUAGUCCCCAAACAAUGAGCUGCGGCGCAAGCUCUAUUCUUAGCGAUGAGGCGCCUGGGAGUGAUGCUGAUACGCUGGUCACCUACACUCUGCAGUUGGUGUAUGGCGUAGACGCGCCGGAGCAGGGGCCACAGAUCAGCAGUCUGCGACGCCUGUCUGCAAGAUAUAUUCGUGACCUGGGCGAAGCUGUUUGGCAAUCCCCGACCGAGGAUGGUGAGCAGUUCAGCUCACAACGCAACUCGUGUGCCAGCAACAACUCAUCACCUGCGGAUCACAACGCCCGCCGCAGCUCGCAGUCGGGAUCAUCACAGUCCGGCUCCUCCAAGCGCAAGCAGGACGACAGCCCGGACGAUGGCCAAGGAGACGGCCAGGGAGGCGCCGGCUUCCUGCCGGCCAAGAAGGCCCGACAGAGCUUCCGAGACGAUGGACACUUGCGACUCAGCUGCCCUUUCCGCAAGCGCAACCCGCAGCGCUUCAACGUCCGCGAUCACCACAGCUGCGCCAUGACGCAGCACAUUGUCAAGCAGCACAAGCGCGACGACCCGUCUGCGUUUCUGUGCGAUCGAUGCAAUCGUGACUUUUACUCCCGCAAGGAGCUUCGCGACCAUCAAAGACUACCCAAAGAACUCAUGUGUGAUCUUGCCGAUCACGAUCCAGAGUCAGGCAUAGACGGGCCGACAUGCAACAAGCUGCUGAGUCGCAAGCGGGCCAGCGGCACGUCGCCAGUCGUGCAAUGGAGGGAGAUCUGGAACCUACUAUUCCCCGACGACGACGACCAUGCCAUCCAACCAUUUCUUUUUAUUCCCGUGAUUGAGCACUUUGAGCUGGCGUCGCGGUUUCAGGCCUCGCUUGCCAUGCUGCGACUGUCGCUGCGAGACAAGAUCUCCAACCAACCUACGCUCGACACAAUCUGCGGGCAAGUGCACCAGUGCUUCGCCGAGACGGUCGAGCAGUGUCUCCGCACCGCUCAGGGCCUUCAAUACGUGAACCGUAGCAACAAAAAGGGCGAGCUGAGCCGGACGGCGCAACAACAGCAAGCAGCAGCCCGGGGAGGAGUCGGCGGCAGUGUUGCAAGCCAGCACCAGCAAGCGAUCACCAAGUUCCAUCCGCGGCCCGACUCCGGCAUCGUUCUAGACGACGGCUCCGAGGAGACCGGCAGCGUCACCAGCAGCGGCAUUCGCUGCGCGGACGGGGAUGCCGCUGGCGGCUGGCAUAUCCUUCCCCACGCCGGCGGCAGCGACCAGCACGGCAGUGGCUUCGUCUUCGGAGACGGCUCCAGCACACCGGCUCUGUCCCUGCAGACGCCGACAUCCGCAUUCAACCCCGAGAUACUCCCUACAGUCCCUCAACUAUUGCCUCAUGGCCACCACCCCGUGGGGUCGGAGCCGCAGACGGACUUUGCCCAUCUGUGGACAGACGAUAUGCUGUACAACAUGGCCGCGGUGCCCAACGUGGCACAGCGGUACAGAAGAUGGGACGACACACCGUCGCAGACGUCAUUUCACGAAUCAACGACACCAAACUUGUUUUAG